AACAUCCCCGUUAAUUACGAAAAAGCCACCGCCGGACGCCAAUUCUCCAUCGUAUGUCACGUCUACGUUGAUUUCUUCUCCGACAACGACGUACGGCGGCACAACCCUUUCCCCGGCUUCUCCGUCAAAGCAACAAGAAAAUCAUCCGACGUAAAAAACCACCCAGAAUCAUUGGUUUCCGAUAUCCUAGACAAAGAUCUCGUCCCCUUCCCGUUGGACUCCUUCGUUUGGAUCGAAGACAGUUUUCACUGCGGCGGCGGCGGCGCCGCCCUCUCCGGCGAAGACGAGCUCGCCCGGAAACUGUUGGAUUUCGUUCUUCUGGUGGACGGCAAGCCGGAGAAUGCAGAUCGGGAUUCGGUGGCGGCGACGCUGGACAUCGACAGGGCGGUGUUCGUGCCGGAAGAGGAAUUCCGGUGGUGGGUUUCUUGGUUCGAUGAGCAGAGGCGGGUUUGCCCGAAUUUCAACUUGGAGUACCGCAGAGCCAUCGGGAAACCACGUGGCAGGACGGAGGCGGUGAGGAAGACCGCCGGACGGUCUUUGGCCGGAGAGAUUGAGAGUGUGGCGGUGGAGGCGGAGUGUUCGAUAUGUUUGGAGGAGUUUAGCGAGGGGGCGCGUGUUGUUCAAUUGCCGUGCCGUCAUAUGUUUGAUGAAGAUUGUAUCUUGAGAUGGCUGAGUGAGAAUCGUGUUUGUCCAUACUGCCGCCAUCUAUUUCCUCUUGAUUGGAACUAGAUUGAAGAUUCUUCUUUUUUUUUUUGGGAUUCAUUCAUAUGUUGUCUUUUUUCUUUAAUGUUCUAAUUUCUUCUGAUGGGGUCGAAUUCAAUAUAAUCUUCUAGAUUAUGUGGAACGUUCUAAAGUUUGUACUCGUUUUGUGUAAAAAUACAGUUUUUGAUGCACCGCAAUAUGAUAUUUACUAAAUUACA
This is a messenger RNA of Erythranthe guttata (spotted monkey flower), 920 nucleotides long. RefSeq lists its product as uncharacterized. Lineage: Eukaryota; Viridiplantae; Streptophyta; Magnoliopsida; Lamiales; Phrymaceae. Gene Ontology annotation, biological process: ubiquitin-dependent protein catabolic process. Gene Ontology annotation, molecular function: ubiquitin protein ligase activity. The record is from RefSeq and is a predicted model, not a curated record. Gene Ontology annotation, cellular component: nucleus.